ACUUCUUUUCCUGGAAGCUGUGCAUCAUCAUAAUGAGACUUGUAAUUCUUGAUAACUAUGACUUGGCUAGUGAAUGGGCAGCCAAAUACAUCUGUAAUCGCAUCAUUCAGUUCAAACCUGGACAGGACAGAUAUUUUACUUUGGGCUUACCAACAGGGAGUACGCCUUUAGGCUGUUAUAAAAAACUGAUAGAGUACCACAAGAACGGAGACCUUUCUUUUAAAUAUGUAAAGACUUUUAACAUGGAUGAAUAUGUAGGCCUUCCCAGAAAUCAUCCUGAAAGCUAUCAUUCUUAUAUGUGGAAUAAUUUUUUUAAGCAUAUUGAUAUAGAUCCUAGUAAUGCUCAUAUCCUAGAUGGAAACGCUACAGAUUUGCAGGCAGAAUGUGAUGCAUUUGAAAAGAAAAUUAAAGAAGCUGGAGGAAUAGAUCUUUUUGUAGGAGGAAUAGGUCCAGAUGGUCAUAUCGCUUUCAAUGAGCCAGGAUCCAGUUUAGUAUCAAGGACAAGAUUAAAGACUCUAGCAAUGGAUACCAUUUUGGCAAAUGCUAAAUAUUUUGAUGGAGAUUUGUCGAAAGUGCCAACUAUGGCUCUAACAGUUGGCGUGGGGACAGUGAUGGAUGCUAGAGAAGUAAUGAUCCUCAUAACAGGUGCACACAAGGCAUUUGCCCUGUACAAAGCAAUUGAAGAAGGAGUCAAUCACAUGUGGACUGUUUCAGCUUUCCAGCAGCAUCCCAGAACAAUUUUUGUAUGUGAUGAAGAUGCUACUUUAGAAUUAAGAGUUAAGACUGUGAAAUACUUUAAAGGUUUAAUGCAUGUGCACAAUAAACUUGUGGAUCCACUAUACAGUAUGAAAGAAGGAAACUGAAGGAGAUUGGAGCAAAAUUCUGCUUGAUUGAACAUAAUACUUUAUAAGUAGUAAAUUAAUUUUCAGCUAUGCAAUAUGAUAGAACAUGGGAAUUUUGAAUACUGUCACUUUUAAAGUCUACUAUCUAUGUUAAGCAUUCCAUACUUAGAAUGUAUUUACUUUACAGUAGGGCUCCCUUAGAAGUUGGCUCACA
Chrysochloris asiatica (Cape golden mole) is the source of this 1056-nucleotide messenger RNA. It is a transcript of the gene GNPDA2, whose product is annotated as glucosamine-6-phosphate deaminase 2. The record is from RefSeq and is a predicted model, not a curated record. The transcript is spliced from 6 exons. Gene Ontology annotation, cellular component: cytoplasm. Gene Ontology annotation, biological process: N-acetylglucosamine catabolic process; carbohydrate metabolic process; D-glucosamine catabolic process. Gene Ontology annotation, molecular function: glucosamine-6-phosphate deaminase activity; identical protein binding. The coding region runs from base 33 to 863 and encodes 276 amino acids. Lineage: Eukaryota; Metazoa; Chordata; Mammalia; Afrosoricida; Chrysochloridae.